Lactuca sativa (garden lettuce) is the source of this 516-nucleotide messenger RNA. The record is from RefSeq and is a predicted model, not a curated record. Lineage: Eukaryota; Viridiplantae; Streptophyta; Magnoliopsida; Asterales; Asteraceae.
AUGAAAGCUUGCAACUAUUUAUUCCAAUCGAUAGACAAAUCGAUUCUAAAGAUGAUCAAGCAGAAGGAGACGACAAAGCAAAUUUGGGACGCGAUGAAAUUGAAAUAUAAAGGAAAUGCCAGAGUGAAGCGGGCUCAACUACAACGACUUCAUAGGGAUUUUGAGACGCUAGAGAUGAAAUUUGGAGAAACAGUCACCGAUUAUCUUGGGCGGGUCAUGGUGAUUGCAAAUGAUAUGCGGAAUGCAGGGGAAGACAUGAGUGAAGUGAAAAUCAUAAAGAAGGUGCUAAGAACCAUGACAAAAGAAUUCAAUUUUGUGGUUUGUACAAUCAAAGAGUCAAAAGACAUCAACAACAUGACAGUAGAUGAACUCCAGAGUUCCCUGUUGAUUCACAAACAAAAAAUUAGAAGAAAAGUGAAUGACGAGCACGUGCUGAAGGUGGAACACGACCACAACUCUGGACGAGGAAGGGGUCGAGGCAGAGGAAACACUGCUAAAGGAAGAGGGCGUGGAUGA